AUGGCCAAAAAACAAAAAGUUAUUCCACGGCUUAAACCUACACCCUAUGAACUGAACGAUUUGAUUACAACAUUGAAGCAACCCCAAUUAGUACCAAGCGCAAAGCUUUAUACUAAGGAUUGUGAUACAAUUCAACUGUACACAACACCAGAUUUACCUAACAACAAACGGGGGUUUAAGUACACACCAUGCCGGCCGAAUCCACUUUUAGAUUCUUCACUAUAUUCAACAACAGACCUCCCACCGUUUACGGCCCAUUGGUCGUACUUUGAUAGAUCUCCGGACAUCUUAGUCGAUGAGGAUAUGGCAAUAGUAGGAUGUCAGGAAGGAGACGGGUGGAGAAGUGUACGUGCAGAGUACGGAUUACGAGAAAAGCGAUGGUACAUUGAAUAUGAGAUUAUCAGUGGUAUUCCUAAGGUUGGAGGUGAUGAAUCCAUUAACAAUAACGCUGAUUCGAGGUCGCAUACACCAGUUAUUGAAGCCGGAAGUUCAGUUGCCCAUGUACGAGUGGGAAUCGCUCGUAGAGAGGCCUCGCUGGAAGCACCAGUUGGCUUUGAUGGAUAUGGUUAUGGAAUUAGAGAUAUCAAUUGUGAGAAAGUCCAUUUGAGUAGAAGGGGUGAUAUUGGAACAAAAAGAGAUCUUAAGAUUGGUGAUAUCAUUGGAAUAUUAAUUGAACUACCAGACAUACAAACACAGAAAGAAAUAUCAAAGGCUAUGAUUUACGAAAAAACGUUGGAAGAGCCCCAAAAGCUGGACCCUGCAUUGGACUCAAAGAACAUCAAUGAUUCAUUCAUUGGAAAAGGUGUAGAAAGAGAGAUGAUUCCAAUAAAAUAUAAAAACAACUUAUACUUUGAGGAGUACGAAUAUACUGGUUCUAAGCAAAUGGACCAUCUACUCAAUCCAGUGACUGUUUUUGGUGAACAUGCUAUGCCUGAUAACAAACGAUCACAGCCAGCCAAACUGCCAAAUUCUUCAAUGACUCUAUAUAUAAAUGGUGAGAAAUUUGGUGUGCCAUUUACAAAUUUAAUUGCGUUUCUACCACCUGCUAGUGAGCAAAGGGCAGCCAGGGACCAGAAAUCUAAAAAGCAGCUAGAUGACUUUAUUGUUGAUCGAGAUGACGGGACUUUGGGCUACUAUCCAAUGGUCAGUUGCUUCAGGGGAGGAGCAGUCAAACUUAAUACUAGUAGUAAAGUAUGGAGAGUUCCUCAGGAUUUAGAUUCCGCCCUGAACUCAGGUACCAUUAAGCCAUAUGGAUUACGCAUGCAUUCAAGCAUUGUGGAACAAACUGUCUAUGACUUAAUAGAAGACGCAGUGAACAAAUAUUUGGAUAGAAAAGAGAGAGAUUUUCUUGCAGAAAAGUUAUAG
This is a messenger RNA of Pichia kudriavzevii, 1365 nucleotides long. RefSeq lists its product as uncharacterized. Gene Ontology annotation, molecular function: protein binding; transcription cis-regulatory region binding. Gene Ontology annotation, cellular component: Set1C/COMPASS complex. The coding region runs from base 1 to 1365 and encodes 454 amino acids. Lineage: Eukaryota; Fungi; Ascomycota; Pichiomycetes; Pichiales; Pichiaceae. The record is from RefSeq and is a predicted model, not a curated record. The transcript has a single exon.